AUGAUUUUAUUUUUAACGGUGUACGGAAUAUCAUUAGGGUACCAUUUUGCACAAAAAGAAUUGUCUGCUUUUGCUAUGGGUGAAUCAGAAUCAGAAUCAGGAUCAGAAAGCAAAAUAUUACGAAGCAGCGAGGAAGUUUUAAACGAGCCCGUAGUGAGACUAGUCGCCGUCAACAAAUCACAAGGAGAGCAAGCUACAGACUAUAUAUCAGGCCUCUACGAGACCACGCCCGUUAUUGAACCUAUGUUCAUAGAGACUUCAGCGACGCCAAUCUUUGUGCUGGAAAGUGAAAGGCCGGCAAAAGAACCGGUACUAACACCCAAUGAAAGAGAAUUGGCGCGAAGGCUUAUCGGGAGAUUUCGUCGAGCAAGGAGAAAUAACUCCACCAGCAUUUCAUUACUUAGUCCAGAAAAUAAUAACACUGUUACUGCUUCAUACACUAACACACUAGUGACGGCGUAG
This is a messenger RNA of Parnassius apollo (apollo), 462 nucleotides long. NCBI's taxonomy places the organism in Eukaryota, Metazoa, Arthropoda, Insecta, Lepidoptera, Papilionidae. The record is from the annotation of a GenBank genome assembly.